UCGCUGCUACAGAAAUAAACCUCCUUGAUUCAGACAGAGGGAGAGGGUAUCCGCACUGACUGUAAACGCCACAGCAGUUCAGCGGUUCAUGGAAGACGUGUAGGUGAACAGGAGAGUUUUAUUCGAAUAAACAAAGAGCAAGCUAAAUAACUGCUCAGAGAAAACAAAAUCGUCAGCAUUUGCAGAUUGUCAGGUCUAAACUAGCUAGCCAGUGCUAGCUAACAUAGAGGGUAGCUGAAAGUGUCAGUCCAGUAGCUAGAUUAAACAGCUAAGGACAGUUACUGUCAGGUGUACAACAAAAUCAACAGUUUUUGGAAAAACAAACAAACCGACAGAGUUUGAAAGAGUCGUUGAGAUCCUCUUCAUUUACUGUUAGAUAAUAUUUAGUCAUUCCUCGGCUAGGUGACGUUGAAGAGCGGUGAUGGACUUCGUUGCUGGAUGCAUCGGAGGUGCUGCUGGAGUCUUGGUUGGACACCCAUUUGACACAGUUAAGGUGAGACUACAGGUCCAGAGCAUUGAUAAGCCACUGUACCGCGGGACCUUCCACUGUUUCCAGUCUAUAAUACGGCAGGAAUCGGUAUUUGGUUUGUAUAAAGGCAUUGGAUCCCCCAUGAUGGGCCUUACAUUCAUCAAUGCUAUAGUGUUUGGUGUUCAAGGAAACACCAUGCGUCUCCUGGCACAUGACACCCCCAUGAACCAGUUCCUUGCUGGUGCAGCAGCAGGUGCCAUCCAGUGUGUCAUCUGCUGCCCCAUGGAGUUGGCUAAGACUCGCAUGCAAAUGCAAGGUACUGGAGAGAAGAAAUCCUCUAGGAAGUUGUACAAGAACUCCCUGGACUGCUUGGCACGGAUCUACAACCGGGAGGGUGUGUGGGGAGUAAACAGAGGCAUGGUAACCACGCUUAUCCGCGAGACACCUGGCUUCGGAGUCUAUUUCCUAGCCUACGAUGUGCUGACACGCAGCUUAGGCUGUGAGCCUGAUGAUCGUUACAUGAUUCCCAAACUGCUGUUUGCUGGCGGCAUGGCUGGCAUCGCCUCCUGGCUCUCCACCUAUCCUGUAGAUGUGAUCAAAUCACGGCUCCAGGCUGAUGGGGUGGGUGGAGUCAACCAGUACAGCAGCAUCGCUGACUGUGUGAGACAGAGUGUACACAGAGAGGGCUAUAUGGUGUUCACACGAGGUCUCACCUCCACGCUGCUACGAGCCUUCCCAGUGAAUGCAGCUACCUUUGCUACUGUCACCCUUGUCCUCAUGUACGCACGGGGGACGGAAGUAGGACCACAAGACUGUGAGCCGGCGCAGCCCAGUCACCACGCACAGAUACAGCAGCAGGCCCAACCCUCCAGCCUGUGAUGGCACAUAGGUCACACCCUCAAACCUGGGCACUUUACAAGAGCAUGGAAAGACAAAAUAUACAUACAAACUGUUUAGACUCAUUUUACAUCAGACCAGUCAUUCCCAGUUUUGAGUCAGAAAAUACCUGGUUUAUACAAACGCUUGUUUUUACUUUCAUGUCAAAAAGUUAACAAAGGAAAAACAUUUAUUUAUUUUUUAGCAAUAAUUUAAGUUGAGGUUUGCCUCUGAGGAUGCAAACUUGUUAAGGGGAUGGUAUUACCUCUAAUAAGAUGAAGAAAACUGAGAUACGAAAUCUGAGAUUAGUGAAAACUUUGAACAGCAGCUUUUAUGAAUAUUCUUUCCACUGGUUUUAGACUUGUUACUGAGCCAGAAAACUGACUGAGUGGCUGGGUUGUGUGUAUAGCGUAGCCACUGAAAGUUGAUAUCUCCAUUAAAUAUAUUUUGAAAUGUGCAGUGUUUCACUGCCCCUGUAUAUAAUACUGAUUUUAAGUCAUGUCUUUUUUUUUAUGUAUGUUGGAAACAAGUUUCCUGCCUUAUAUUAUGUAAACUUCAUUUUGCAAAAGGAAGCUGAAGCACUUGUUUGUAUCUGAACUGAAUCCUCUGAAGAGCCAAGUAAGCGAGAGAGAAGGAAUGAAGCAUGUGUUAAGAUGCAGACCUUACCACUGAUGUCUGCUUUUAAACCAAAAAACAUAUUGCAGCUGUAAUCCAAUCAUCUGUAACGUACUAUUAGUCCAUACAGCACAUGUUAAUACCCAUUAUGGACUAAAUUCAUUUGGUGUGAAGGGCUCUUCAGGGACUGUGCAAAGUGUCUGUGUGUCAAUCAGGAUGUUGGUAGCAUUAUGUUUGUCUUGUUUGGUUGUCUCGUUUCUUGCAUGUUGUGUUUUACCAAGUAAUGUGAAGUUUUAUCAUUGUAACUUCACUGCUGUAUUAAAGACCUAAUCCAGAGGUAGACACUAACUAUGAGCAUUGAAUAUAUUUUAAAGCAGUCCAUGAUACGGUUAUUGUGGGGUCAGAUCUUCAUGCUAAGAGUUCCCUUAAAAGUUCUGUAAAGUUUUUAUUUUCUUAUUUGGAGAGACCCUGUAUGUCCCAGUAUUUCUAAUGACCCCCCAUUCAUUUCACUCAUCAAAUACUAGUGUCCACCAGGGGUCAUCGUAGGUGAUUUCUGAGUAUUAGAACUUUUUGUUAUUAUACAACCUGCAGUAUGAGGAAAAACAACACCAAAAAACAAAAACACAUUAUAUUUAAAAAGAAACUCAGCACUUGAGGGGUGAAUGUUUGAGUUGUUAAACACAGAUGAUUCUUUGACAAAUCCUCCAAAAUUGAAGCAGAAAAUGCUUCAUGAAUAAAGUUAAAUCUUACCUUGAGUUACCGUUCAUUGAGACAAAAUGUCUAAACUAAAUUAUGUGUCUCCCUAAACUUGAGAUGUUUAUUUUGUGUAGCAAUAGUUGAUAUACUGUAUUUAACCAUCUGGAUUGGGGCUUUGAUGAGAUGUAUUUAUUUGUUUAUGUUACUAUAUUAGCUAAAUAUUGUGCAAGUUAUUAUUAAUGAGUGGGAAUUGUCUGCUUUCUGCAUGUGUUUGUGGUCAGUACCUGAUUUUCUCUGUAUUUUCUGCCUGAAUGUUGAAUUUCUCGCUGUGAAGCAAUCAAAAGUUUUUACCCCAGCAAACACAUUAACGUCAGUUCCCAUCAAGGCAGUAACUCAUCAGUCCAGCUGAUAAUUUGCUCCGUCUAAACUUGUAAAACUAGCAAUGAGUCUAUGAAUGCUGCAUUUGUGUAUGAAGACUUACUUGUGAAAGGUUGUUGGAGAGCAGGAGGUGACAGAUGCACUAAAACCUUCAGUAUGUUGAAUGUAACACACCUGUAUUCACUCUCAGGUGUUCUGAAACUCAGAGUUGGAGGGCAAAAUGUUUUCUGGGAAGCAUAUUGUUUAAAAUCUAAUUGUUACUAGUUUGAAUUGUUCAGUGCUGCUGAGACUUGAAAAUCUCCAAGACUGUAUUGUGGUAUGAUGGUGAGUGAUGAUGAGAAAAAAUGAGAGUGGAGAGGAAUGCAAAGGGACGGUUAUGUAUGUAAAAGUUUCUUGUGUUUAAUCUUUAACGCCAGCUCCUAAACGGUGACACUCUCUGGCUCAAAGGUAUGCUACAUCUAAGUCUCUGUCAUUGCUAUUUAACAGUAAAUAUUAAACCCAGCUGAUGUGAUAGGUGCAAUAUGUACAGGAUGUAACUGUAUUAAUGUGAGGUUGUUUUGAAGUGACUGGUGAUAUAAAUAUAUGUAUAUAUAUAUAUAUAUAUAUAUAUACAUAUUCAUAUAUAACAUAUUUUUCAGUCUAAAGUAUAGUUGUGUGGUUCCCUGAAUGUCUGAGUUUAAGCAGUUUUUGAAUUCUCUAUUUGAUCAGUUAGAGUUAGCUGCUACACUGAAGAGAUUUUAACUGAAAAACUGAGACAUGAUAUUUUUGUAACAUAGGCAUACAUAACCUAUUUGUGUAGAUUUGUCACUGAAGAUCUGUACAAAUAGGUAAAUAAAGACAAUUCAGCAGC
Molecule: messenger RNA, 3884 nt
Organism: Seriola dumerili (greater amberjack)
Lineage: Eukaryota; Metazoa; Chordata; Actinopteri; Carangiformes; Carangidae
Gene: slc25a29
Product: mitochondrial basic amino acids transporter-like
Exons: 4
Coding region: 422-1348 (308 amino acids)
Biological process (GO): mitochondrial L-ornithine transmembrane transport
Cellular component (GO): mitochondrion
Molecular function (GO): high-affinity L-arginine transmembrane transporter activity
Source: RefSeq, a predicted model, not a curated record